AUGGCACCCACCAGCGACAAACCUAUCAUCUCCGCCUCAUACUCUUCUCCCCACCCUCCCACAGCGCAGGUCUACCAGCAUGAACUGGCUGCGCCACUGAGAAAGGGUCAAUCGGUCGCUGAGAAGAAAGCCUACCUAGCCGAGCUGCGUGGACUAGUGGCCCUGGUGCAGGGAGAAGUGAACAUCUUUCUGACCGAGCGGAUGGAGGAAGACAAGAAAGCGGCGGGCGGCACCAAGGACGUGGAGUUGGAAGCGAAGGAAGAGCAGAAUUACGGCGAGGAGAACGUUGAGGAUGACUAG
Molecule: messenger RNA, 300 nt
Organism: Talaromyces proteolyticus
Lineage: Eukaryota; Fungi; Ascomycota; Eurotiomycetes; Eurotiales; Trichocomaceae
Exons: 1
Coding region: 1-300 (99 amino acids)
Source: RefSeq, a predicted model, not a curated record